UUUCGAUUUCUUCUUGCCGGAUGUUUGAGGGGGCCAUUCUCGAUAGUGGUCGAGUGGUGAUUGGAAUUUGCCUGUUCAAAAACUUAGUAUCGAAGUUAUUAAGCAGAUAUCGGAAAAUCUCGAUGUAGCCAUGUAUACGGCCAGACGUAGAUUUUUUUUUUUUUUUUUGCAUUAUAGAGAACGGCUUUCAAUGAUAAGAAUAGGCAAACGAUCGAGGUCGCGUCGACUUUAAAUAGUAAAAUUAAAAGUAAAUUUGUUUUCAAUAGCAAUUUUGUUUCAGUUUCUAGAUAAAACACUUUGUCCUAAAUCAGACCCAAAUGGCUACGCCCAUCUAUCACAUAGCACGUGUUAUGAAGAAGUGUAUAAAACUGCAAAUAAUAAUAAUCUGACAAUGCCUUGAUAUCUCACAGACCUUAAAUUUCAACCAACUUUUAAAAAUCUUUCAGCCAAUGUUUCUGUGGUCAUAAGCCAUGACUUUAUCACUUUGACAUCAUCCUAUAACAAGGUGUUUUAGUCUUGCUUUUCUCAAAACAAGAAAAUGUUGAAAAGAUUGUUUUCUUUCCCUCUACUGCUUUGGGAGAGUUUAAGUAACUCUCGAACAAAUGCCAUUGUGGCUGAGGAUGAUGAUGAUCAUCUGGCAAAGUUCAAAGAUGAUGCUGAGAAACUAUUUGAAAAUGCCGAAACAAAAUUAAUGGUUACAUGUUUGACUUCGAAGCAGCUAAAAUUCUUGUGACAAAUCUACAGCAACAUGUUAAGCACUACAUGGCACAAGGUUGUCCUGAAGCUGAUCUGGAGGCUGCAGUACUUGAACGAGCAUCAGUAACUGCCUCUUGGCUAGCAGCUGGUGCUGAGAAGAACCAAACAGAAUUCUACAACCCUCAUCAAACUGUAGUCUAUUUGUACUCAGCUUUGUCUGUAUCUUCAUUGUCUCUGAAUGUCGCCGUUGAGCAUGGACAGAUCCACUACAAACUCUCUGAGUCGGGGAGAAAAUGUCUUGACCUUCUAGACCAGCUGCAGGAAACUAAGACUAAAACUCAGAACCUCAUCUGGCUUGCCGAUGUGUUGGUGAAUCUGGCUUGUUGGGUGGAGCUGACAAGACCACAUAUUUCCUACUAUAUUGUGUCCCAAGUGAAUAUUCAGCUCAUUAUUCCACACUUGAUCAUACCAGACAUGCGGCAACUAUACUCUGCUGCUCUUGUUGUGGUUAUCUCAUCUUGGUUGAGAAUGGGACAUCAAGGACAUAAAGAAUUUCACAGACUUCUAAGACAAAUUGAAAAUGUGGAAGAUCUUCCAAGACAAUAUGUGGCUAGGUACAAUAUUGUUUACGCCAAACUGCUUUACAGCUGCCACCAAUAUAUAAAUGCCCUUAGCUGGGCCAGAGAAGCACUGAGAUACUCAAAGGAUGAGGAAGAAAGAAGAGAAAUUAAACAGCUCGUCUCACAUCUAGAAUCAACCAUCCCACAAGGGGCCGAUGCAGAUCCUGCUUCCAUCCCCCGCCGUGCUGGGAGUGUAACUUCCCUAAACGGGCUUAUUCCUCAGCCUGAAAGGGGCCCUUUCGGGGCCAAUGAACUCUUGCAGGCUGGGUCAGAACUUCAGAAUGAAAACAGAGAAAGAGAGAUUGAUGAAGAUUGGCUUACUGACACAAACAUUACAAAGUCAGAGGUAGGCAGUAAAAAAAGGAUAUGCUUGAGUGUCCUAAGUAGAAAGGCUUUGCAGCAGGGUAAUGGGGGAUUAUUGUGAAUGGCUGGCUGGGUUUCUGUAUCAAAUGUUUUUUGAUGUACUCAUCAUCAAUUUUAUUAAUUAACUCAUUGUGGUCACAGGCAAGCCGCAGCUGGUGGCUCGCCUUGUUUAAUAAGUCACAUCAUACACAUGUACAGUGCAUUUUUUUUUUUUAUGCAAACGGUUAACGGUACAGGAACAAAAAAUAAAAAGGUCAUUUUAAAGCUGAAUCGUUUCUCUACAAGUUACCUCCCUUAGUUUGUACUACAUGCAUCCAGUCUUUCUCAAAUUUAAAUUCUUUGUGGUAUAGUGAGCAAAACAUGAUAGAAUAUGCAGGUUGUUGUUUCCCCUGCUUUCUGUCAGUUUCUUUGGCAAAAUCAGCCGAAUUACUCUGUAUUUUGUGAUUUUCCAGAUUCUGGAUAAUAUGUAUUCACAUUAAGAUGAAAAAAUAUUUACUUGUGUGUAUUAAUAACUUAAUAACUGUGGCUCUACUUUUGAAAUACUAAUCUGAAAGGCAGUUUUGGUAUGCUGAUAUAUGGGAAUUUUCUAAACAAACAAAACAUGCCACUUUCUAUGGGUAAAAUAGCUCAUUUGUGCUAAAUGUGAUAUUUAAAACUAAUUCAACAUUAUAUUUUUGUGACAUAAAGUUAUUUUUGUAUAAUUUUUUGAAAAAUAGUUAAAAUGUGGCAACUAAUGGAGACAUCUUGUCUAAAAGGGAAAGUGACCAUAUUUAGUUAAGUAAAACGCUAUACUCUUGCUUUUUCUAUCAACAGUUUUGUUGUAUUAGUAAUGUGGACUAUCUCUAAUUCUGCUAGAUUGUAAUUCUUUGUUAUAAGAA
Messenger RNA from Pomacea canaliculata, 2557 nucleotides. RefSeq lists its product as uncharacterized. Bases 700 to 1740 code for a protein of 346 amino acids. The transcript has 8 exons. The record is from RefSeq and is a predicted model, not a curated record. NCBI's taxonomy places the organism in Eukaryota, Metazoa, Mollusca, Gastropoda, Architaenioglossa, Ampullariidae.